Molecule: messenger RNA, 1653 nt
Organism: Ipomoea nil (Japanese morning glory)
Lineage: Eukaryota; Viridiplantae; Streptophyta; Magnoliopsida; Solanales; Convolvulaceae
Exons: 14
Coding region: 263-1351 (362 amino acids)
Biological process (GO): ribosomal large subunit assembly; rRNA processing
Cellular component (GO): nucleolus
Molecular function (GO): 5S rRNA binding
Source: RefSeq, a predicted model, not a curated record
ACAAAAACAAAACUUAGGUUUAGCGCAAAAACAAAACUUCAGCGCCUUGUCUCGCCGAAGUCGUCCCGAAGUCCUCCGACAGUGCCGUCCAACCUCCGCCGCCGUCGCCGCCUCAUCCCUCCGUUUUCGUCGUUCCAACCUCCGACAGUGCCUCUUCCCGCCGUCGUCCUCUUCUCGCCGUCGUCCUCUUCCCGCCAUUAAGCUCCUACAGGGCGUCUCCCAUCAAUACAGAAAACCCUUCCAUUCACUCUUGCAGCAACCAAUGGGGAAAAGAGCUAAGAGUUCCAGAAAGGGAAAGAAGGCAUGGAGAGCCAACAUAAGCACCGAAGAUAUUGAAGACUUCUUCGACAAUUCCACAAAAGAUGCUCUUUCUGGCGGCUCUCUGGCUGAUGUUCCUAGUGAAUCCCUCUUUUAUGUUGACAAGUCCAGAGAUCUUUCAGCCAAGCGCAAAAUUGAAAAAAAGAGGGAUAAAGUACUUCAUUUUGAGAGUUUGCUGCAGAAAAAUGCUUUUGUUCAACCAAUACCAUCUUCAACUACAAAGAAGUCAAAGAAGAAAAGUAAAGAUGCUAAAAAGGCCAAAGAUGCUGCUGAAGAGUGUCAAAAGGAUGCUGCUGCCACAGGUUCUGGCCUUGUUGACAUAUGGAAUGAAACAGGUGAAAAGACUGUUAAAACAAAAAGGAAAUCGGUGACUUCUAUUAUACCUGCUGUGGAAGUUGAUCCACAAGGAUGCUCAUUCAAUCCUCCCUCUGAAAGCCACCAGGAUGCAUUAGCCUCUGCCGUUGCAGAUGAAAUGCAGAAAGUUUAUCGGGAUGAGUUGGGGCCUGAGCCUAUUCCUUUAACUGUUCCUGGAGAAAUAGUUGAUGAAGAAAAUAUUUACUUCCUUGAUGCAGAUGACGGGAGUGAUGAUGACGAUGAAAAUCUGAUUGAAGAUGGAAACCUGGAUGUGGAGAAGAGGCUGCAAAAGACCAAAGUGGUGACCAAAGUUGAGAAGAACAGGAGGGCUAGACGCAAAGAACAGUUAAAAACUGAAGCAGAAGCCAAAAAAGUGGAGAACCUUUCUAAAGAAAUUGACAGCUUGUCAGAUAUCAUUCAAGAAAUAGCGAAAGAGGAUGAAGAGAAACAGAAAAGACAUCUCCGCCGUGUUGUUGCUAAACAAGAAAGACUAAAAUCUUGUCCACCACGUCUAGGGAAGCGCAAAUUUCAACCUGCUCCUGUUCAAGUCUUAUUAUCAGAAGAGAUUACCGGUUCCCUUCGUCAACUAAAGGGAUGUAGCACCCUUGCAAGGGAUCGAUUCAAGAGCCUGGAGAAAAGAGGACUGGUUGUCCCAUCAAAGAAGACCUCCAGGAAGUGAUUGUGAGGUCAUGGACCGGCUCAUUGGCUAUAUGUCUCCUGCCAUUGGUAGGCUGUUUGAACUUUGAAGUCCUCAGUAGUGAGCUUCCCAUGUAUUUGAAGGAGAUUAUGAAGCUGAAAAUUUUGACAAUAUUUACCUAAAGUUUAUGUGUUGCUUAAAAGUAUACUAACUGGAACUCAAACCUGGGUUUUAAUUAUUUUUAAUUUCAUAAUACAAUGUUUAGUUGAAGUAUAAUAGAAAUGUCUAGGCUACUAGUUCAAAUUGGAUAAAAUUCAAUAUAUUUCUUUGGUGUUGUCUAUCUA